Thrips palmi is the source of this 873-nucleotide messenger RNA. Its product is annotated as proteoglycan 4-like. Lineage: Eukaryota; Metazoa; Arthropoda; Insecta; Thysanoptera; Thripidae. The transcript is spliced from 3 exons. The record is from RefSeq and is a predicted model, not a curated record. The coding region runs from base 89 to 664 and encodes 191 amino acids.
CGCUACUACUUUUGCCAUUCCGCGGCGAGGCGAAGCAGCAAGCAGACUCCCCUCGUCUCCGCCACACAGCGACGCGCAGCCCGACGCCAUGAAGACCUCCGCGCUGCCCGUCGUCGCCGCCAUCCUGGCCUGCCUGCUGGCCGUGGCGCCGGCCUCCGCGGCCCCGGCCGAGGACGCCGCCGCCACCACGACGUCAGCGCCGCCGUCCGGUGUCGUCGGCCCCAUCGGCCCCAUCGGGCAGGCGCUGGACACGCUGGUGAAGGAGGCCCCCGAGCGCGUAAAGACGCUGCAGGACAACUUCCGCAAGAACGCCGGCGCCCUCCGCGAGCGCGUCCGCGGCGGCAUCGCCAGGGUCAUCGGCACCGCCACCACCGGCUCCGGCGUGGAGACCACGACCAAGGCGACGCAGGCACACCAUCACAGCAAAGCCCCCUCCACCACAACCACCACUGCCGCGGCCCCGGCGGACCCGACCGCCAACAAGCCCCCCACGGGGCCGGACACCGCGGCCCCCACGACCCCGGACAACCUCCCGGACACCACCACCCAGAAGCCGGACUCGCGGACACUGAUCGGCGCGCCGAAGCGCUGCGGCCCGAACAUGAAGGCCGACAGGAACGGCCGGUGCAGGGAGGUGUACCAGGACGCCGACGAGGAGGCCUAGGACAGGAGGCACCGAAAGCGUGAUUCUCCUUCUAGAAGAUCCAUGUCAACUCGUCCAUUUUUUUGUGCAUUUUAAUUGUUCGCAGAUUGUGAUAGCAAAUAUACCAAAAUUACAAACUAUGCAAAUAAGGAUUAUGUCUUGGAUAGGGCGUGGAAGAAACAACAGAAUUUGACUUUUUUUCUUUAUCGUCUAAAAAAGGAAAAAAAAAA